AUUCAUCAAAGCCAGUUAAGCUUCAGUCAUUGAUAAACAGCAUCUAAAGUGUGUAGUGCUUAUAAAAUUUGUAUAAAUCUAGCAAGAAAUGCUGCUUUUCUCUUUAAAUUAAAUACACCCUGAUUUUCCUGUCAAGCAUAAAAACAAACGAGCAUGCAUAUUUUUGCAUAGGACCAAUGACAUCAGACCAACAGUGUCCCUACCAAAGUUGAAAUCAAACCUAUGCCCUUGAUUUCAGGCUGUAUUAGCCAUCAGAUCCGUUUAUAGUAGUUCUCCUUUCUGUUGACAUUUUGCAGCUGAUGGUGUAUCCUUCCUGUUCUUCACACAUUUGCUCAAGAUGAGGGAUUUCUUUAAAGUUUCCAACUUGAUGCAUUGAGCUGGUGCUUUAGAUAAACUGAAUGAAAUAGAAUUAAUGAGAUAAACAUAUAUGUUCUCCAUAUAAAGAGAGAGUACAGUUCUAAUAAGGCCACCAGGGGUUUUCAGCAUCUGAUUAAACAGGAGGAAACGCCACACCUGCUUCUACUUAUAGUGAUUGCUGCCCAGAGCUCAGACUGGAUCCAAGUGGAUAAAAAAGCUAUUUAGUUUGACCGGUUCUGUUGCCACAGUAGGUUUUUUUUCCAUUAUAGUAAUCGAAGCAGAAGUUAGAAACUUGUUGGAGAAAGCUCUUUCAGUCAUUAUGGACUUUUCUCACCCCAGAGAAAGAAAAGCCAGCAGCUAUGGCUUUAUACCAGAUAUAAUAGCUUAUCUUGGAUCUGAUUCAGAGCCAGGAUAUGACAUUCCUUCUGAGACUUCUAAUCUAAAAAACGAAUUUCUUGGAAGCGGGGACAAUACAGACCAUCCUAAAGAUUACAGCCCUCCAAUAGAUUUGUCUGCAGCUAUGAUACCUACCCCCCUGGAACAAAAGUGGGAUUUGCAGAGUCCAGAUGGUCUGGAAGAAAGAUUCUUUCUGGACCUGGAAGCCAGACUGGGAGAAAGCGUGAUGAUAUUUCAAGUUGGAGACAUUGUGCUGCUGCACUGUGGAAACUUUCAGCGGCAAUAUGUGCCAUAUCUGACCAACAUGAUGUUUCAGGAGUCCCUUGUCAACCAACUGCUGCAGGAAAACAAAGACUUUAUGUACGCUCUCAAGAGACUAGAGGAUGACCCAGUCUGUCAGAAACGGAGACUGAAAUCAUUCCUGGUUCUACCAUUCCAAAGAAUAACGCGGAUUAAACUUCUACUAGAGGGCAUCCUGAAACUGACAGAGCCAAACUCUGAAGCAGCUUCAAAUCUUACAAAGGCAAUAAAGGGCAUUCAUGAGAUUUUGGUGGAGUGUGACCAGAAGGUGGAAAAAAUGAAAUCUUUGGAGGAACUGGUCCGCCUGGAAAUGCUGCUGGACUUUGCUGACAUCAAGUCAGUCCCUCUAGUGAAAAGCACACGCGUUCUGAUUCACCAUGGACCCCUGGCCACUUUGGGGAGUUACGGUUCAAAAAUGUCAAUCAACCGCAUCUACCUCCAUCUCUUCAACGACCUCUUGCUGAUCUCCUCAAAAAAGUAUGAGCGGUUCACUGUGUUGGAUUACGCUCUCUUCCCUCAACAUGUGAACGUUGUGCAAAGUAAAGUUGUGGGACUUCCUCCAGAAUCCUUCCUGUUGAUGCUGUCUGAGAGUCAGAUGGGACCUUUGACUACCAUGAUUCUGAUUGCCAAUGGAAGCUUCGAUAAGGAGGAAUGGAUAAAGGCCCUUUCUAAGAAGUAAUGGCUGUUUCUAAAUGAAAAGUUGCAUCUUUUUUGUAUUUUAGAGUUUUAUCCCUCAUUUCAUGUUCAAUUCUUCACACCUGGGUGCACCUAAAUUAUCAGUUCUUGGCACUCUUGUAGAAAUGUUCCAAAAUGUUGAAGGAAGUUCAAAGGGUUUCACAAUUUUUCUUAAUUUAAGCAAUAUGUUUUAUGAAUAAAGAUUUUUAUAAUCAGUCUGAAAUUGUAUAGCGGUUCAAUAAAAAAAAAUCAUCCUGUGGUAAAACAACUUGUACCGCAGAUGUUUGUCAGACACCUGAAGCUCACAGGGCAGCAUGCCAUGCGGUCUAAUGCCUAGAAAGCAUUAAGGUAACUUCACCUGAAAUCCUCCAAUUUAUUUCAAUCAAUUUAACCAAAUGUCCAAUCCAUGUGACAGGCUUUAUCCUUUUUCUAAAAAAAGCAUUCAAAUUGAGUAGAUGAUGCACAUGUAGUUUUGAGACUUUUGAAAAAUGCCCAUUUAAAAGUUACAAGUCUCCCCUUGGUUGAAUCAUAACUUGCAGCAGCUACAAAACCAACCUGGAUGACAUAACUGAGCAACUUUCGCUUCUUUUUAAAAACUGAGCCACAUGCAGGAGGCCCCAUAAAUGGACUACAUAAAUGCAAUAUACAUACACAGUAUGUACUUUUGUCAGGGGGUUGCAACUGCCUCUUUAAGCUGUAGCGAUUGGGAUGGAACAGCCUAAUCUCUUCAGGGCUGAGGAGAGACUUUACGAUUGAUCAGAGGGAUAAAAGUGAAUUUUUAUUUUGACUUGGGGCCAAACAUGGAAAACAUUGAGCAUAAUCGGAUGUGGUCUACAUAAUGUGUAAAUUCUAAAUAAAAUAAAACGUUAAAAUCAUUGGGGAAAUGUGCUAAUUGAUCUAUUUAUCAACUUAAAAUCAAUUUUUAUCUCUUAGAAAUGUAGGUUUAAAUACUGCAGGUAGGUUAAUCAUGCCUUUCUGAGAGGGCUGACUGUUCAAAAUCAGUUUUUGAUUCUUGAAUACAACCUAUCCUGUCAACACUAUAGGAGCAAGGUGAUUACAUUUUUGGUUAAUCUGUCUAGAAGUACGGAACCUUUUGUUUAUGACACGGGUGUUCCACCCAGAAGGACUAAACAGUUUUUGAUUACUGAAGUAUUAGGCUGUCAACGGACGUAUGGAAAUAAUGGAAAUAUGUCAAGAGUAGAAAUGGAAUAAAUGUAAGAAAAUAAAAUGGAUG
Molecule: messenger RNA, 2962 nt
Organism: Cyprinodon tularosa
Lineage: Eukaryota; Metazoa; Chordata; Actinopteri; Cyprinodontiformes; Cyprinodontidae
Product: rho guanine nucleotide exchange factor 19
Exons: 9
Coding region: 677-1732 (351 amino acids)
Biological process (GO): activation of GTPase activity
Cellular component (GO): nucleus; cytoplasm
Molecular function (GO): guanyl-nucleotide exchange factor activity
Source: RefSeq, a predicted model, not a curated record